Molecule: messenger RNA, 1486 nt
Organism: Cucurbita moschata (crookneck pumpkin)
Lineage: Eukaryota; Viridiplantae; Streptophyta; Magnoliopsida; Cucurbitales; Cucurbitaceae
Product: myb-related protein 2-like
Exons: 6
Coding region: 198-1346 (382 amino acids)
Molecular function (GO): DNA-binding transcription factor activity; DNA binding
Source: RefSeq, a predicted model, not a curated record
GCCUCAGCUGUUUGUGUAACCAUAUUUCAAAUGCCCUUUUUUUCCCCUUCUUUUUGUGUGUUUUUGUGUGUUGUAAGAUUAUAUUCCUUUGCCCCAUCGCUUUAUAAGCCCUCCUCUCUCCCCCCAUCCCUUUGAUCUCUCUCAACACACCACACCACACAACACAACAACUCUCCAAUCCAUACCCUAAACUCAGAAUGUACCAUCAUCAUCAACAUAGAGGGAAAAGCAUCCACUCCUCUGAGAGGCAUUUGUUCUUACAAGGUGGGAAUGGGCCUGGAGGAGAUUCAGGUCUUGUUCUUUCCACCGACGCUAAACCCAGGCUUAAAUGGACUCCUGAUUUGCAUGACCGUUUUGUUGAAGCAGUCAAUCAACUUGGAGGGCCUGACAAGGCCACUCCUAAAACCGUGAUGAAAAUUAUGGGCAUUUCUGGACUUACUUUGUACCAUUUGAAGAGCCAUCUUCAGAAAUACAGGCUGAGCAAGAACAUGCAUGGACAAGCAAAUGGUGGAAGUGGAACCAAUAAUAAAACUGGUAUGGGUUGGCGUGUAGGAACGGUGGCUGUUUCUGUAGACCAGAGAUUGGGUGAGGCAAAUGGAGCAGGUCGCACUAACAACAGCAUAGCCGUCGCCCCACAGGCCUCCUCCCAGCCAAACAAUCUUCAAAUCAGUGAAACAAUACAAAUGCAAAUUGAAGUGCAGAAAAGGCUACACGAACAACUCGAGGUACAAAGGCAUUUGCAGCUACGAAUAGAAGCACAAGGGAAGUAUCUCCAAACAGUGUUGGAGAAAGCACAAGAAACAUUAGGAAGACAGAAUUUAGGGACAGUGGGACUUGAAGCUGCCAAAGUGCAGCUCUCAGAAUUGGUCUCCAAAGUGUCCACUCAAUGCCUAACUGCAGCCUUUCCAGAGCUCCACCACCACCAACAACAACAACAACAAAACCAACCCCAAAGGCUAUGUCCUCAACAAACCCAGCCCCCUGACUGCUCCAUGGACAGUUGCUUGACUUCCUGCGAGGCCUCCAAGGAUCAGCAAAACAGCCACUUGGCCCUCCAACCCUAUGCCAUCGCCACCGACAGAGGCUCCUCCGCUGCGGACCAGCUUCAUGGGCUGUCCAUGGGCAUGGGGUUGGUGCAAGGGGAGAAGGGGGAAGGGUAUAAUGGGUAUUCACCAUCCGAGGGACAAAGAUUUGGGAGUACAAGAAAGGAGGGAGUGGAAAAGGAGAAAGUGGAGGGGGCGUUUAGAUAUAGAAUGGACUUGAAUGCUGGAGAGGAUCAGCUUAGUGAUAAUGAUCAUGCUGCGUCUAAUACUUGCAAGAUGUUUGAUCUUAAUGGUUUCAGCUGAUUAUUAUUAACCUUCUUGAUAUAGAUAUAUAUUGCAAGAUGUUUGAUCUUAAUGGCUUCAUGAAAGUUGAUAUUAAAGUAUAGAACUUGUUCGGCAAACCCACAAAUGAGCUACUUUUAGUCAUUGUUUUUUUGACAAGA